Molecule: messenger RNA, 3414 nt
Organism: Silurus meridionalis
Lineage: Eukaryota; Metazoa; Chordata; Actinopteri; Siluriformes; Siluridae
Gene: gpt2
Product: glutamic pyruvate transaminase (alanine aminotransferase) 2
Exons: 11
Coding region: 287-1924 (545 amino acids)
Biological process (GO): biosynthetic process
Molecular function (GO): L-alanine:2-oxoglutarate transaminase activity; pyridoxal phosphate binding
Source: RefSeq, a predicted model, not a curated record
CAUGCGUUGCCGGCUGAUGAAAGAGUGUGGACGGCGGUUUGGAAAUAAAAGGCGGCCGUCGACAGAACACGUUCAAUCGUUUUAUACUUGAUUGCAUAAAAUUGAUUCAUUUUUGUUGUGAAACAGUUCGGUUUCUUCUCUUUGAGACUUUAUAAAUCGGUUCAUAUUUCGAUUGCGCAUUGUUCUUCGAAGAGGAGCUUCGGAAGAGUAACCCGCUUCAUUCAUUUGAUUUUGACAUCAGCAUAUAAUAUUAAUAGUAAAAUAAUAAUAAUAAUAAAUAGAAAUAAUGAACAGAUUUCGGUCUCUAACAAACCGGGGUUUAAUCACUGGGUCUUUUGGUCAAUGUGCGGGAUUAAGGCGCGUGUCUGAGAAAUGGCGGUACCCGGUAUGGGGGUGCGGGAGGGAGCGGUACAUCACCGCCGAGGCGGCCGCAGCAUCUGCUGCUCUGGGGAAGACCAAGCCGCGAGAGAAGACUCUGAGCAUGGAGAACCUGAACCCGCAUGUGAAGGCCGUGGAGUACGCGGUGAGAGGACCAAUCGUCAUUAAAGCCGCAGAGAUCGAGAAAGUAAUACAGCAGGGAGGAAAGAAGCCCUUCACCGAGGUCAUUAAAGCCAACAUUGGAGAUGCUCAUGCAAUGGGACAACAACCAAUCACAUUCCUAAGACAGGUGGUGGCUCUCUGCACAUUCCCUGAGCUCAUGGACAGCCCGAGUUUCCCUGAGGAUUCAAAGUGGAGAGCAAAGCGCAUCCUGAAGGGCUGUGGAGGACAAAGCAUCGGCUCCUACAGUGCCAGUGAAGGGGUGCAGUGUAUCCGAGAGGACAUUGCAGCCUUCAUCGAGCAAAGAGAUGAGGGUGUACCAGCUAACUGGGAGAACAUCUUUCUCACCACUGGGGCCAGCGAUGGCAUCAUGAACAUUCUGAAACUGCUGGUGUCAGGUGAAGGUCAUAACCGUACAGGUGUGAUGAUCCCCAUCCCGCAGUACCCCCUUUAUUCUGCUGCCAUCGCUGAGCUGGGUGCUGUGCAGAUAAAUUACUAUCUAGACGAGGACAACUGCUGGGCACUGGAUGUCAAUGAGCUCCACAGAGCAUACCAAGCUGCUAAACAGCACUGUCAGCCCCGAGUCCUCUGCAUCAUCAACCCUGGAAACCCUACCGGUCAGGUUCAGAGCAAGAAGUGCAUCGAGGACGUCCUGCACUUCGCCUACGAGGAAAACCUCUUUGUAAUGGCUGACGAGGUGUAUCAGGAGAACGUGUAUGCUCCUGACUGCCAGUUUCACUCAUUUAAGAAGGUGCUGUAUGAAAUGGGACCAGAGUACUUUAACAGCGUGGAGCUGGCCUCGUUCCAUUCCACCUCUAAAGGUUACACAGGAGAGUGUGGAUUCAGGGGAGGCUAUAUGGAGAUUGUUAACCUGGACCCGGACGUCAAGGCCCAACUGGUAAAGCUGCUUUCGGUCAGACUGUGCCCCACCGUGGCUGGCCAGGCCGCAAUGGACGUCAUCGUGAAUCCUCCUGAUCCAGACGAGCCGUCCUUUAUGAAAUUCCACAAGGAAAAAGCAGCAGUGCUGGGAGCUUUAGCAGAAAAAGCGAAAUUAACAGAGCAGAUUCUCAAUGCAGUGCCUGGCAUCAAGUGUAAUCCUGUGCAGGGGGCCAUGUACGCAUUUCCACAGAUUUUCAUUCCACCAAAAGCAGUGGAAGAAGCUAAGGCUUUGGGAAUGCAGCCGGACAUGCUGUACUGCCUGCGGCUCCUGGAGGAAACAGGAAUCUGUGUGGUGCCUGGCAGUGGCUUCGGACAAAGAGAAGGCACAUACCAUUUCAGAAUGACCAUUCUCCCAUCUCACGAAAAGCUGAAGGUACUGCUGGAGAAGGUGCGGGAUUUCCACAUCGGGUUUCUAAAGGAGUACUCGGACCUUCAGGAGCCUCAGUGAGGUGUUUGAGCAUGAGAUGCUGACCACAGAACAUGGAUGAAAUAAUACUUAACACAUUACCCACAAGUAGCAGUUGUGUUAAGUAACUUCAUAUUCUGCUUUAAAUUCAAUUUCCCCUAAAAAGGACACUUUUUCAUGAGCCAUGUGCCUUUGUGCUACUAUAAAAUAAUUAUGAAUGGGAGUCAAUAUAGUUUACCUGUAAAAGAUCUUACACUAAGGCAUGAAAUGACAGUUUUUCUCCGUAUUCACAUCAUGUUCAUCUUCAUUAAACACGUUUUUACAUCACAAAAUUAGGUUUGUCAAUAUAACAAUAUUAAUGUAUUUAUUUGAAACUUGUUUGUGAUAUACAAAGCUUCUCAACAUAUAUCUCUUAUAAAUAAAUAUACCGUGUGGCCUUAAAAUGUAUGUAAUUCAAACUUGUCGCCAGCACUCUGGCCAGGGUCGCUAAUAAGCUAGCUAACAUUCAGCUGAUAAUUUUUUAAUUAAUACCAGGCAGCCAAAAUUUUGGCCAGGUUUGCUAGCAAACUAGCAUUCCGUUUCUCUAACUUAAAAAGUGACUAGCUAGUUAACGUUCAUCUAACUAUUAUUUUUGUCAGGUUUCCUGGAAAACUAGCUAAUAGUUUAUAAUUAAUGCAUCAAUGAAAAUUGGCCAGCAACUAACAAAUAUGUGAGUUUCACAUUUUAUUAAUUUCAGAUUUGUAUUGUAAAUAUGUUCUGCUUUAUUUGUAUUAAUAAGGGAUGUUGAGAGAGAGAGGUGCUAUAAUGAUCGAUACUGUAUUUAAUAAAAAACACUUUUACACAUUUCCCAAACUGCUGCUUCAUGCAGCUUUAAGUAACGCACACUGGGACAGUGUUGAUGUAGUUUCAUAAACGCACAGUUCUUCAUUAUGAUCGAGGUGUUUUUCAUUUUAUUUGUUUUACUUUUUGUGCUGAAUAUAUUUAAACGUUAAAUAGAGAAUGGGGAGUGUCUCUGGUGUCUUGUUUUCUUUUGCUGCUUUUGUUAGUUUUUUUCCUUUACUGUGGUUAUUUUUGCUUUUGCAUUCAUGUGCUAUUAAAAACUGUUUCACAGUGUUUUUUUUUUUUUUUUUUACUGAAGUACAUGUCUAAUUUCCUGAAGUAAAAAUUGAAGUGAAAAUGUAAUUUCAGACAAGCUAAUGAUUACCUGUUACCAGAUUUGGCAUUUCUCUAUAUCUAAUAUGUAUCACUUAAAAGCUAUUUUUUUUUUUAAUUACAUUUUUCUGGAAAGCAUUCUGGAGAUUUUAUUAAUAUUUUUUUCCUGAAAACUCUUGAACAGCAACAAAUGUAAUGCACAGAGACAACGCCUAUCUAUGCAGUCUCCUUUCAAACCUGUUGUAAUUUGAAGUGUCCAUGUUACUAAUAUCCUUUUAUUAAUUAUUGUCACUUCACUUCAGUGAGUUUGACUCUUAUUUGUAGACCUACAUAUUGUGAAGUUCAAAUUAACAAAGCCAAACUGUUUUUAUCUGAAGGUA